AUGGCAGUUAUCAAAGAACGCAUUAACUUUGGUCGUCAGAGACCAAGCAUAGGCAGGGCACAGCCAGGGCCAGAAGAAACUGCCUCUAGCACUGAGGAGUCGGUAAUCAGCUCCCACACCUUGCCCUCAGGCACUCAGAGGCAAAGUCUGCAGGAGACCACUGUUAGCCCAACUGCUGGAGAGACCAGGGAAACAGGACGCCCUGCGAGGUGUGCAUACUACACAGCCAAAAGCAGUCUUGCCAUGCGUAUGUUUAAGACCUCCGUGGGGAAACUGCAGCAACAAGUGUACAAGGGGGAGUACCCUAUAUUCCAAUGUGCACCAGUGUGUGAGAGUGACUUCACACAGGUCAGCAGGAAAGGAGAAGUGAUGGAUCUGCACAACCGCGCCCGAAAGGUGACUGUGGGCGUCGCUGGCACCAGCCCCCACCUCACACUGCCGGAUGUCAUGCUGCUGGCCCCACCAGCUGCUACCUGUGACGACUCUAACAGGCCCAGCCCUGCUGUCCGGGAGAGAGGUAGAGCUACACAGGUUUUAGAGCUAACCAGGCUGCUUCCCUUAAAGUUCGUAGAGAUAUCCAUUCAUAACAGUAAAAAAAAAAAACAGCUCCGCCUGAAGCUUGCCACUGGCCACUCUUUUUACCUUCAGCUGUGUCCCCCUCCAGAUAGGGGGGAUCUUUUUAUUCAGUGGAAAAACCCAAUUUAUAUCCUGAGACCAUCAGCAAAGGCUCACAGCAGAACCCGGGCCACCCCAGCUAGGAACAUUCUGGACAUAACUGGAUUUAAGAAAGAGAAGAAGUGCCCAGUGGUAAGUCUCAAAAAGAUGGGGCCAGGGUGCUUAGGGAGAAUAACUAAAAGUCCUGCAGAGGCUUUGGUACAGAGGCUCAUCUGGAAAAUACUCUAA
This is a messenger RNA of Odocoileus virginianus texanus, 903 nucleotides long. Lineage: Eukaryota; Metazoa; Chordata; Mammalia; Artiodactyla; Cervidae. The record is from RefSeq and is a predicted model, not a curated record.